Molecule: messenger RNA, 1545 nt
Organism: Colletotrichum phormii
Lineage: Eukaryota; Fungi; Ascomycota; Sordariomycetes; Glomerellales; Glomerellaceae
Product: UAA transporter
Exons: 5
Coding region: 64-1245 (393 amino acids)
Biological process (GO): transmembrane transport
Cellular component (GO): endoplasmic reticulum membrane; Golgi membrane
Molecular function (GO): UDP-N-acetylglucosamine transmembrane transporter activity
Source: RefSeq, a predicted model, not a curated record
UCUCCGGCGACCACUCGACGACGCGGACAGCCGAAAGGCAUCUCAUCGCCCCCCUUGGAGAAGAUGGAUUCUCCUGCCCGGGGUUACGAUGACGAGAACGAGAAGACGGUCGAUCAAGCCGCCAACGGUUUGGCCAUGAAUGGGCACGCAUCUAGCGAGAAGUCUAUGCAGACUGCUAGUCGUAUAGUCGCCGGUCUCUUUUCUCAAUGGAUCACCGUUGGUGUUAUGCUUGGCCUGAUCUUUGGCGGCUGCUGCUCCAAUGUCUAUGCCUUGGAAGCCAUCAUCAAGGUCGAACCUGCAAGUGGAACACUCUUGACGUUUGUCCAAUUCCUCUUCGUGGCUGUCACCGGAUACUUUUCCCAAUUCGAUCGAUCGAGACCACCCUUCUUCUUACAGCAGAAUAAGGUCCCUCUACGCCGCUGGAUCAUCAAUAUUGUCCUGUUCUUCAGCAUCAAUGUGUUGAACAACCAUGCGUUCAGCUACGAUAUCUCCGUCCCUGUGCACAUCAUUCUUCGGUCCGGUGGAAGUAUUACAACCAUGGUUGCCGGGUCUCUUUAUGGGAAAAAGUAUUCGCGCAUACAGAUCGUGGCCGUCAUUCUCCUGACAUUCGGUGUCAUCACCGCAGCUUGGUCGGAUUCGCAGUCCAAGACCGCUUCAAAAGCGACCGAGGGGAGUGGCAAGCCCGCUUUUGGGACCGGCCUCGUUGUACUGUUCGUGGCGCAGGUCCUCUCCGCCAUCAUGGGUCUCUACACUGAAGAGACGUACAAACAAUACGGCCCCCAUUGGCGAGAGAAUCUCUUCUAUUCACACCUUCUGUCACUGCCACUCUUCUUACCGUUUGCGCCAUCACUGAUCCGCCAAUUCCGAAAACUUGCAAACAGUCCGCCUCUGUCACUGCCGAUGGCGCAACUUCCCGGCCUUGGCCUCAGUGGGGAUGUUGGAGAUGGGCUCUUUCAACUCCAAAUUCCGAGCCAACUUGCUUAUCUUGUGACAAACGUCGUUACCCAGUACGCAUGUAUCCGGGGUGUAAACUUGCUCGCUGCCGUGUCCUCGGCAUUAACCGUCACCAUUGUCCUGAACAUUCGCAAGCUAGUCAGUUUGCUGUUGAGCAUAUGGCUUUUUGGGAAUCGCUUGGCCGCGGGGACCCUGAUCGGGGCAAUCAUUGUAUUUGGAGCUGGAGGGCUAUACUCGUUGGAUUCUAGAGCCAAGACUUCAAGGGCGCAGAAGAAUGUGGGUGCGAAAUAGAGCCAGGAAUUUUAGACAGACUGGACGAACUCACGUAUCUGAUCCAGCGGCAGGAAACCCUUCUUAGAAACUUUCAGACACAUUUCUAGUUGAGAACUUGAGUUACACAGCUGGUGUCGGUUUGGCGAUCCAGCAUGGUUACUGCUUGGACCUCUCGAUAGUGACCUACAUUAUGACUGUGAUCGUUGACUCAUCCGGCGACCUUCUUGAAUUGCCUAUGCACUAUUGAAUGGUAUUAAUCUAUCGAACAGUCAGGGUAGGUAGGUAGGCCAAAAGCUAGUUCCAUUACGAUACCCAGGG